GGACGCUGCGGUCUCUCUUACGGGCUCAAAACGCCAACAUGGCGGAACUUGACAAUGUCCACAAAAGCACCCCUGCUUGGAUGUGUAUACGGACCACUCGUCGCUGCAGGUGGCGCUGUGGACGCUGUCACGGUUGGUAAACACGCAUCGGCCAGUGCGCAACGCUGCGUGGCGCUGGCGUGUCAUGCGGCCUGCGAGGACGGCAGCUGCCCUGCUGGGCUGGGCCGUCCUCUCGCUGGUCGUUGCGGCGGCCAACAGCGCGGAGGGCGGCGCGGCCCGGCCUCCGCAGCCACUGGUGCUCACCCGGGAAGGCCGUGUGCUCGGGGUGCGCACCUCGUUCGAGGGUCGGCCGCUGCACGCCUUCUACGGCGUGCCGUACGCCCGACCGCCCUUGGGACGCCUGCGGUUCCUGCCCCCGGUGCCCGUCACAUCGUGGCGCCACGUGUGGAGCGCACGCCGCUUCAAGGGGCCCUGCAUGCAACGCCUCGAUGAGGUCCACUACCCGGUGCACUUGAAGAUGCUGCAGAACGCCUCCGAGGACUGCCUCUACCUCAACGUGUGGACGGCAGUCCCUGACCAACAAAAGGUCACGUCUGGCACUGUCCUGAAGCCCGUGGUGGUCAUCCUACACGGCGGAGUGUUCAGCUUCGGCAACACCGGUUCCCUCCUUUACGAUGGCUCGGCACUGGCAGCGCUGGGCAACGUGACCGUGGUGUCGAUGAACUUCCGACUCGGGGUGUUCGGUUUUCUGGACGCCAUGAACAGACAGGCACCCGGCAACGUGGGUCUUCUGGACCAACGCAUGGCUCUCCUAUGGGUGCGCCGCAACAUUCAGGCCUUCGGUGGCGAUCCCGAAAAGGUGACUCUCCUGGGCCUCAGUUCGGGCGCCGCGUCGGGCGGGCUUCAUAUGACGUCGCCCCAAAGCCGGGGCCUCUUCCACGCCGCCAUCUUGGAAGGAGGCGGGCCCCUGUGCGAUGCGUUCGUCGAGCCGUCCCGCCGUAGCCUGGAGCGCGCUAACCACCUGGCUGGAUUGCUUAGCUGCUCGCGAAUGGGCGCAGAGCUCGGGAACCUGCCCGGACAGGUGCUGGCCUGCCUGCGCAGCCGUCCAGCCGAAGACCUGUUGUGGGCGCAAGAGCGCGUCGCGUCCAGCUCCCUGAGCUCGUUCGUGGCAACGUACGGGAACUCGUUCCUUCCCAAAUCUCCGUGGAAGUCCAAGUACCUGCCGGUGCCGCUGCUCAUCGGGACGUCGAGCAACGAGGGCAGCCCUUUCGUUGCACGCCGAUGCUUCGAGCAGCCGCCCAGGCUGAACAACCGGAGCGAGGCACUGAAGAUGGUGGGUGGCCUCCUCGAGACUUACAAGAUCCCACUGCCCUCCGGUCGGCCACCCAUGGAACCUUACCUGGAGGUAGCCAGCAGCAAACGGAGAGCCCCGCAGCCGGAGGAGGACCUCAGGCGCCUGGUCGCCGACGUUUUCGGUGACGCCGCGCUUCACUGUCCCUGCAGGCUUUUCGCGGAGUGGCAUGCCAAGGGUGGCCAGCCUGUGUUCGUGUACAAAUUCUGCUACGCGACCUCGUCACUGUACGUGCCCGAGUGGAUGGGCGUUCCGCACAGCUCCACCUUCUGGUACAUGAGCGGGGUGCCACUGCGGAUGCCCGAGCGAUUCCACGAGGUCGACAGGACGCUCAGCCGAGAGAUGGUGCGCGUCGUCGCGCACUUUGCCGCGCAAAGGGUUCCGGGGGCCUUCAUGGGCCAGCCGUGGGCGCCGAUGUCCAGCGGCUCCUCGCUGGCCAUGCACCUGCAUCCGCACCAGGCCGGCGUACGAAAGGACGAACGCUCAUCGUACUGCCAGUACUGGAAUUCCCGGGAUCUCUGA
Dermacentor silvarum is the source of this 1873-nucleotide messenger RNA. Its product is annotated as acetylcholinesterase-like. The record is from RefSeq and is a predicted model, not a curated record. The transcript has 7 exons. Lineage: Eukaryota; Metazoa; Arthropoda; Arachnida; Ixodida; Ixodidae. Gene Ontology annotation, cellular component: plasma membrane. Gene Ontology annotation, molecular function: acetylcholinesterase activity. The coding region runs from base 185 to 1873 and encodes 562 amino acids. Gene Ontology annotation, biological process: acetylcholine catabolic process; choline metabolic process.